Chenopodium quinoa (quinoa) is the source of this 5745-nucleotide messenger RNA. Its product is annotated as ABC transporter C family member 13-like. Gene Ontology annotation, biological process: transmembrane transport. The record is from RefSeq and is a predicted model, not a curated record. Gene Ontology annotation, cellular component: membrane. Gene Ontology annotation, molecular function: ABC-type transporter activity; ATP binding; ATP hydrolysis activity. The transcript has 35 exons. Bases 1003 to 5328 code for a protein of 1441 amino acids. Lineage: Eukaryota; Viridiplantae; Streptophyta; Magnoliopsida; Caryophyllales; Amaranthaceae.
AGCACUUAGACAUAAUGAAUGAAUAAAUGCACAUAAGAAAAUUAUAUCUCGAGGAAUCAAGUAAAUAUCAAGUUUAUAAUUGUGAUGAACAAAAUUUGCUCAUUGAGCUAAAGUAAAAUUUAAAGAUUAUCAUAAUAUGCGUUAAUACUAAGUAGGACUUGUUUGUCCUAAAAUACUUGAAAAACCUUGUAAAAAUACAAAAAAAAAAAAGAAGUUAUUUGCAAGUAUCAUUUGGUUAUAGGUCAAGGGCACCAAAAUAGACUAUAGACCAAUUUGGGUGAGGGGUUAAAGAAAAGAAACAAAUUUCCUUUUUAUUUUGUCCCUUUAAUUUUGCUCCAUUCUAUUUUUGGAUAUAUGGGUCCACAUUUUUACUCUCACAACCAUCCCAUUAACUCAACCACUUUUCUCUCUCAUCACUUUUUUCCAAUCAAAAAACUUAAUAAAGUAACAUUACAUUAUGAGGCAAAAUAGAAGGGACGGAAGGAGUAUAUCUUAACAAAUGUCUUAUCUUAGAAAUGCUACGAGCCUACGAAUCCACCUAAUAAGGAUACCCUUUAAAAAAAGUAUUGGGCGAUGAUAAUGGUGAGCCCAAUGGGCCAAAGCAAUGUGAGGCCUAAUUCGUAGUUGAAGUUGAAGAAGAAUGUGUCCGUUAGAGCGCGCGAAUGCGUGUUAGUGGGGAUCACAUGAACAGUUAGUGGGAAGCCUUUAAUUAAAGCUUUUCAAAACGAUGGUGUAUGUACAGUAUGUAUGUUGUCAAACUCAAGUCCCAAUGCUCUCGCUCUCUACUUUCUUCUUCCUCGCACUAAUUCCCACUUUCACUCGCUCUUCUUUUCAAUUUAAUGCGCUCUCUUUCUUCCACGAAUUUCAUUUGCGCUGUUUGGGAAGAUAACAUGUUCUCACAAUGCUUUACUCAUCUAUAUCCUUUGUCUAACACUACACGUGUUUUUUUUUUGGUUCCAUUGCUUGUGCAAGUCCAUUUUUGCUAGGUGGUUGUACUUUCGAAUGUCCUUAACAUUAAUUACAGUGUUUGGCUGUGGAAGCAAUGUGGUAACUAUCAUUUUGAUUACUGGAAUUUGGAUCCUGCAACGGGAUGGCAGAGGAGGAAUCAAGAUGCACCUGCCAAGGAGAUUUAUUGUAGUUUUGCCUGCCCUUGAAGCAUGUGUGUCGUUCUUUGACAUGGUAUUCAUUCUGUGGGACGGAUAUAAUGGUCACAGAUUUUUGUACCAUGACUUGAUCUACAGAUGCUCUCAAUUGUGUGUUUGGAUUAUCAUUCUUCUGCUAUCUAGGUGUGAUUUCUGGUACACCCUAUGUUGCAGUCGUCUCCUGUGUUUUUGGUGGAUUAUAAAGCCACUUUUUCUAGUGCCUCAUUUGCAGAUAGUCAUAUCAUCAUAUGAGGUGUGGUGGACUUUUAAAGAGUGCUUGACUUUUCUACUGGACAUGGCAUUUGGAAUAUGUCUAAACAUUGUUAGAAUAAGGCAAAAUUCCUGUUCCAGGAGUGAAUAUCAGCUGGAGGAUCCUCUACUGUCACGUGACCUUGAGGAAGGUUACCCUAGGAAUUCUGGAUCAGUGAAAACCAUUUGGAUGCUCAUGACAUUCAGCAGAAUCAAGCCAAUAAUGGAUAAAGGUGUCAUGAAGCAGCUUGACUUUGAAGAAUUGCUUGAUUUGCCGUCGGAUAUGGAUCCUUCUUCCUGCCAUAAUAUCUUGCUGACAAGUUGGCGAGCUCAGCAGAUUAUUAAUUGCUCUAAUCCAUCAUUCUUCAAGGCAAUUUGUUCUGCAUAUGGAUGGCCAUAUCUUCGCCUUGGCGUGCUAAAGGUGUUCAAUGACUGCAUUGGGUUUGCUGGACCUUUGCUUCUGAAUAAGUUGAUUCAGUUUCUUCAACAAGGUUCUGGAGGGGUGGAUGGAUUUCUUCUUGCUGUAUCAUUGGGUUUAACAUCUUUUUUGAAGUCAGUUCUUGAUACACAGUACACGUAUCACCUUGCUAUUUUGAAGUUAAAGCUUCGAGCUGGUAUAAUGACCGUAAUUUAUCAGAAGUGCCUCUCUGUCAGUCUAGCAGAGAAAACAAACUUUUCUGAAGGGGAAAUUCAGACAUUUAUGUCUGUGGAUGCUGAUCGAACUGUUAACUUGUGUAACAGUUUUCAUGAUAUUUGGAGCUUGCCUUUACAAAUUGGGAUUGCACUCUAUCUCCUGUAUACUCAAGUUAGCUUUGCUUUUGUUGCCGGCAUCACUAUUACAGUCUUGCUUAUACCAGUUAAUAAAUGGAUUGCCAAACUAAUAGCUAGUGCCACUGACAAAAUGAUGAAGCAGAAAGAUGAGAGGAUUAGGAGGACAGGCGAACUUUUAACUUAUAUUCGUACAUUGAAAAUGUACUGCUGGGAAAUUCUCUUCAAAAACUGGGUGAUGGAGACUAGACGUUCCGAAGUUGCAAAUUUAUCUAUGCGAAAGUAUCUUGAUGCUUGGUGUGUAUUCUUCUGGGCUACAACACCUACUCUUUUCUCGUUAUGUACGUUUGGACUCUACACAUUAAUGGGGCAUCAGCUUGACGCUGCUACGGUAUUCACUUGCGUGGCUCUUUUUAAUACUUUGAUUUCCCCUCUGAAUUCAUUUCCGUGGGUGAUCAAUGGAUUGGUUGACGCCUUUAUAUCUACAAGGAGGUUGAGCAGGUUCCUUGCUUGCCCUGAACAUAGUCUAAGCCGGGAAAAGAGUUCUCUUCUGUAUCCAACUUGUAUGAGUGUCCAUAUUGAUGAUUCCUUAGAAGAUAGGGCUAUUACAUUUCAUGAUGCAUCCUUUUCAUGGUCAAAUGAACAUAUUAUAAAGGACAGUUUCAGGCUGGAUAAUGUGAAUCUUAGUCUUCCGAAAGAUUCUUUUGUAGUGAUCGUCGGAGAGGUUGGCUCUGGCAAAUCUUCCCUGUUGAAUUCAAUGCUAGGAGAAAUGAAUAUCAUUGAGGGAUGGGCACAUUUAAAUGGUUCUACAGCAUACGUGCCACAGGUGCCUUGGAUUCUUUCUGGUACUAUACGUGAGAACAUACUCUUAGGGAAGGAACAUGUUUCAGAAAGGUAUGCAGAAGUGCUCAGAGCUUGUGCUCUGGAUGUUGAUAUUUCAUUGAUGCCUGGAGGUGAUAUGGCUUAUGUGGGAGACAAAGGGGCCAAUUUAUCUGGUGGACAAAGGGUCCGCAUAGCUUUGGCAAGGGCUAUCUAUCAUAUGUCAGAUAUAUUGUUGCUUGAUGAUGUCCUAAGUGCUGUUGAUGCGCAAGUUGCCCGAUCUAUAUUAGAUAAUGUCAUCCAUGGUCCUCUUAUGAACCAGCAAACCUGUGUUCUUUGUACACAUAAUAUUCAGGCCAUACUAUCUGCAGAUAUAGUGGUAUAUAUGAGUAAAGGCUGUGUAAAGCUGGUAGGAAGCCCAGCAGAUUUAGCAUCAUGUUCUGAGUUUUCUGCACAUACAGCAUUGAGUCCAUUGCUGCCUGUACAAAAUCAAGAAAAGAAUGUAGAGUCUAUUUGUGAAGUUAACGGAAACUCUAGCGAAGAGAAAGAAUGUAUCCAGAUUUCUUCUGAAGCAGAGGAGACCGUUGAACUUGAGGAGAGGAAAGAGGGCAAUGUGGAGCUGGCUGUAUACAGAAAAUAUGCUGCCUUUUCUGGCUGGUUUCUUGCUUCCCUGAUACUGAUAUCUGCUGCUAUGAUGCAAGUUUCACGUAACGGAAAUGAUCUUUGGCUAUCAUAUUGGGUUGAUACAACUAAAGGAAAUGACAGAACACAUUAUUCAUUAACCUUCUAUCUGGUUAUACUGAGUGUUUUCUGCAUAUUGAACUCUGUCUUGACAUUGGUGAGGGCUUUUUCAUUUGCAUUUGGUGGUUUGCGAGCAGCUAUGCAGGUUCAUGAUUCACUACUUAAUAAUCUUGUCAACUCACCCGUGCUUUUCUUUGACCGGACUCCUCGUGGAAGGAUUAUCAAUAGGUUGUCUUCAGAUCUUUAUACAAUAGACGAUUCUCUUCCAUUCAUAUUCAACAUUCUCCUUGCCAACUUUGUUGGCCUCUUGGGGGUUGCAAUAGUCUUGUCAUAUGUGCAGAUUAUUUUACUGCUUUUGCUAUUGCCCUUUUGGUAUAUCUACAAGAAGCUGCAGUUUUAUUACAGAUCAACAUCACGUGAACUGCGCAGGCUAGAUAGUGUUUCACGCUCCCCAAUAUAUGCAUCAUUCACUGAGACGCUAGAUGGAUCUUCAACCAUAAGGUCAUUUAAGUCAGAGGAAUUUUUCUUCUCAAAAUUCACCAGUUAUGUAGAGAUGUAUCAGAGAACCUCGUACACUGAAAUAACAGCCAGUUUGUGGCUUUCCCUGCGACUUCAGUUGUUGGCAGCAUUUCUCAUCUCAUUUAUAGCCCUUAUGGCUAUUAUUGGAUCUUUUGACAAGUUCCCUGUUAGUAUGGGCACAUCUGGGCUGGUUGGCUUGGCUCUGUCUUAUGCUGCUCCAAUUGUUUCUCUGCUGGGAAGUUUCUUAUCUAGCUUCACUGAGACAGAAAAGGAAAUGGUUGCUGUUGAAAGGGUUGUCCAGUAUAUGGACAUUCCUCAAGAAGAACUUUGUGGAUCUAUAGCCACACCUAGAGAUUGGCCUUAUCAAGGACAGAUUGAGUUUCAGAAUGUGAUUCUCAGAUAUUUGCCUUCUCUUCCUCCAGCAUUGUGUGACAUAUCAUUUACCAUUGCAGGUGGAACACAGGUUGGAAUUGUUGGAAGGACUGGUGCUGGAAAAUCUAGCAUUGUUAACGCCCUUUUCCGUCUGAGCCCAAUAUGCGGAGGAUGUAUAUUAGUUGAUGAUGUAAACAUAGAUCUUGUUUCUGUUAGAGAUCUUCGCUCAAGAUUUGCUGUUGUCCCCCAAAGUCCUUUCUUAUUUCAAGGAUCUGUGAGGGAAAAUUUAGAUCCUUUCCGAUUGAAUGAUGACAUGAAACUCUGGGAAGUUUUAGAGAAAUGUCGCAUCAAGGAAGAGAUAGAAGCAGUAGGUGGGCUGGAUAUGCAAAUAAAAGAGUCUGAAGCAUCAUUUUCUGUUGGCCAACGGCAACUUCUUUGCCUUGCACGAGCACUUUUGAAGUCUUCCAAGGUGAUGUUCUUAGAUGAAUGCACAGCUAAUAUUGAUAUACGAACAGCUUCAUUACUACAAAAUGUCAUAUCUAAUGCAUGCCAAGGAAUGACCGUAAUCACCAUUGCUCAUCGGAUUUCAACUGUGCUGAGCAUGGAUAAUAUAUUUGUUCUUGAGAAAGGAACUCUGGUCGAACAAGGAAAUCCACAGAUUCUGCUUCAAGAUGACCACUCAAAAUUUGCAGCCUUCACUAGAGCUUCAUUAAUGUAAGACCAUCCGGUGAUGGAACCACUCAAAAUUUGUUGCCUGUAGAUAUGUGACUGUCAAGCUAACCAGAAGCUGCUCAUACUCUUUGCCGAAUUACUUGAGUGAUCUGCACUUGAUAUGUAUAUACAGUCCUGUCCUGGGGUUAAGAGAUAUUAAAGACGUUAAUAUCUUAUCAAGUUCUGGGAGGGAAUUUGUGAUAGAUAGGAGAUGAUUCCGAGUUUUUUUUCACUACUAAUGACCAUUCUUUCUUGUUUAUUGUACCUUGAUUAUUUCUUUUCAAAGAUGUAUAAUGAAUAAUGUUAUGGAACCGUUUCAUAAAAAUCACUGGCACAAAUAAUGAAAACAGGUGAUCAGAAUGAUUUUCAUAAUGAAUUCAACCGACCAGUGAUGCUAUAAAGUUAUAUUGAUCGUUUACCGAAA